This is a messenger RNA of Diaporthe amygdali, 1845 nucleotides long. RefSeq names its product tpr domain-containing protein. Bases 1 to 1845 code for a protein of 614 amino acids. Lineage: Eukaryota; Fungi; Ascomycota; Sordariomycetes; Diaporthales; Diaporthaceae. The record is from RefSeq and is a predicted model, not a curated record. Gene Ontology annotation, molecular function: protein binding. The transcript has a single exon.
AUGACCAACCACCCCAACAGCACAAGCACUGUCUACUUCACUCCCCAAGAGAUCAGCCGCAUCCAUGCCACCGUCACAUCCACUCUCCAAAAUGCCUCCCAACUUAAAGGCACACUCCGUCAGCCUCGCGAUGCCCCAUCAUCCCUACGUGAAGCAACGGCUGCCUCCCUACUGGCAGAUAUGGCUGGCUCCUCUCAAAAUCCGGGCCGGGGUGAGACCCUACCCAUCCUUACAGUUGGCCAGCCCUACCCGGCCUGCACCAUUCCGACUUCGGAUUUACAUCCCAUGAAACUCGCCGACUUGCGUAUGGAAACGCACCAUCGCGGUUGCAAGCUCAUACUGAAGAGGGCGACUGGAGUCAGAGGUAAGGGCUUGAGUGCAGUCGUGCAGCUCGCGGCGCGGUCGUGGACUCUGGUCCAGGAUGUGGAAGGGGAUGGAGAUGUAGAGAGGUUGGAGGUGUGCUUGCACACGCAUCAGCAUGGCAAGGAUGUGCUUGAGUGCUCUGGAGGGAAAGUGGUGGUGGUGAGGGAGCCGUAUUUUACGGUCACUGAGCAGGGGGAAGCGACGGUGAGGGUGGAUCAUCCUUCAGAUUUGGAGUGUUUCAAUGACGAGGAAUUAUCUUCUGUACGCAAGGUCGAAGACGGCUUCGAGGAUACAGAAACAGCAGCGCAAGAAGCACGGCGCUGCAAAGAGCGAGGAAACGCCGCACUCAUGGCGCGAGAUUCACCCCUUGCCUAUACCUAUUACACCCGCGGCCUACAACUCACCCAACACCAUGUCAAUGACUUCCACAAUAAUGCCCAGCUAGAGGCAAUCAUCCGUGAUCUCCACCGCAACCGAGCACACACCAACCUUCUCCUCAGCAACCUCGACGCCGCAAAAAGUGAUGCCUUGUUCUCCCUCACUGGGGCAUCCGCAACAGAUACGGAAUCCCAAGCCCUGGACAGCAAAGCCUAUUACCGGGCAGGUUGCGCAGCGUAUAAUCUCGGCGAGUACGAAGAAGCGAGGGAGUUCUUCUCGAAACGCCUACAGCUCACGCCUGAGGCGAGUGAUGCGGUGAUUCGCAAGGCCGACCAGCGCAUCCGCGAGCGAGAUACUGGGGCGUACGACUGGGCGAAGAUGAAAGCUGCUGCUGCCUUCUCUCGAUCGCGCGAAAUUGACGCUGCAAGUUUCGUGAAUAGGACUAUUGUGGGAGACAGUCCCGGCCGAGGCUGCGGGUUGUUCGCGGCUUGUGAUGUACGACCUGGAGAAUUGCUGCUCUGCGAGAAAGCUUUCUGCGUGGCGUGGGGAGACGGGAAGGCAUCCGCGACAGCAGUCACGUACGAUGUGCGUGAUGACCGGAUUAGGGUGUCACCCGUCGGUUUGGUCAAGGCGGUAGUGGAGAAGCUCCGCGGAACGCCGUCGAAUAUCGAGCGGGUUUUGGAAAUGUAUGGGGAUUACCGAGGGAAUAAAGAUUGCCAUCCUCAAAAGGUGCAUCCAGACGACAAGAGCCCGGUGGUCGACGUGUUCCGUAUCCAUGACAUUGUGUCCCGGAACGCCUUCGCCCUCGGCUCGUCCGCCCGAAACCCUGUCAAACCUGGAGCUGAGGUCGGUGGGAUAAGUAUGAGUACAGGGCUCUGGGUUCGUGCUGCGCGCAUUAAUCACUCCUGCAUGCCGAACACAGAGAAGGAAUUCAUCGGGGAUAUGAUGCUCAUCCGCGCCAAACGGCCCAUCGCUGCUGGAGAGGAGCUUCUCCACAGCUACGUCGACGAGAGAAGCAGCUAUAAGGCGAGACAGGAAGCGCUGAUGACAACUUGGGGAUUUGAGUGCGACUGCGGCCUCUGUCAGAGACAGCAAGGGAGAUAG